UAAAACUUACAUUAUACAUUUAUAUUGGCAUUCUUGUGUAUCGUUUUGUUGGUUUUAAAAUGAACUUCAAAGUUUCUUCUUAAGUUACAGUGUCUGUACAUAAUACAGACAAAUCAAGAUAGGCAUACGACAGCCGAGCAGGAGUCAGACACACGUGACGUAGAUGCUGCCAGGAGCAGGAGUGACUGUCUGGUUAGCGCUUCCAGCACUGCUGCUAGCUGCUGAGGACCUGGACUCCAGCACCUGCCUCACCCUCGACCCAUUCGACAGCGCGCUGCCGCAGACCACACCCUCGCCCUACACCCUCUCUUGUAGCAAGUCUGGGAAGAUCACGAACCAGGACUCCGUCAUCUUCACCAUCAAGUCCUCGCGACCACGGGUUCGACUUCCGACGGUUUGUGGUGCAGGCACUGGACCGCGAGAGCGGUGUGGGCCGUGGGCAUGUUUGUGGACACAGGAGACGCCGACAUCACCGUCGUCAACUGUUUUGGUCGUUCUGAGGUAA
Molecule: messenger RNA, 505 nt
Organism: Homalodisca vitripennis (glassy-winged sharpshooter)
Lineage: Eukaryota; Metazoa; Arthropoda; Insecta; Hemiptera; Cicadellidae
Exons: 2
Coding region: 164-505 (113 amino acids)
Source: RefSeq, a predicted model, not a curated record